Molecule: messenger RNA, 3031 nt
Organism: Lucilia sericata (common green bottle fly)
Lineage: Eukaryota; Metazoa; Arthropoda; Insecta; Diptera; Calliphoridae
Product: PAX3- and PAX7-binding protein 1
Exons: 13
Coding region: 156-2954 (932 amino acids)
Biological process (GO): spliceosomal complex disassembly; mRNA splicing, via spliceosome
Cellular component (GO): U2-type post-mRNA release spliceosomal complex; nucleus
Molecular function (GO): DNA binding
Source: RefSeq, a predicted model, not a curated record
GAAGCAAAAACAUCAAUUUUGCAAAACACACAGAAAAAACCGGAAAAUUUUCACAUAAUUUUUUACUUUCUCGUUUCAAUUGUUUUUAAAAAAUACAAAAAGCCAGUAAAAUUAAUACAAAAUUACUAAAUAAGUGAAUUAAAAACAUAAAUAAGAUGUCACUUUUUCGCAAACCGAAAAAAAUACAAAGACGGGUAUUUUCCAGCACACUGGACGAUGAUGAGGACGCCAAUAAUGUUACAAAAGAUGCCCGAAAAUCAAAUGAUAACGAUAUGGAAGUAGAUGAUCAUGCGGAACUUAUUGCACCACCUCCGCCACAAAUUUCAGCCAAAUCAGAGAAAAAGAAAAGUAAGGAUGGUAAAUCAAAAUCAUCGUCUAGUAAAAAAGAUGCCACCACUGGGGGAGGUGGUGAUGUGAGUAAAACGAAGGCUCUGCUAAGUUUUGCAGAUGAAGAGGAAGAUGCCGAAGUCUUUCAAGUUCGCAAAUCUUCACACAGUAAAAAAGUUAUGCGUAUGUUGGACAAGGAACGUAGACGCAAAAAGAAGGAAGAACGUAAUUCUGAUAACAUUUCAAACAGCAACGUUAGCAACAGCACUACCGCAACCACCACCAGUAGUAGUAACACUGUCAGCUCUCAUCAUAAUAACCUUUCAAAUAGGGAACGUGAAAAUGGUUCACGUAAUAAUAAUUCUCAUAGUUUAGGUUCAUCUUCGACAUCAACAACUAGUUCUACGGAACAUAGUAAAAGUAAUAAAAGUGAUAAAAUCCAAACAGAAAUACGCACAGACGACUUUGUGCUGGUGGUGAAGAAAUCUCAACCGGACAUAAUAUUAAAUGGUCGAGCCGCUUUGUGUGCCGGCCGCGAUGACAUGUCUGACGAAGAUGAAGAACAAAGUGAUAAUGAACGUAAUGGCAGCAAACAUAGAUUUAACAAACCAGAUCAUUUAAAACAAAUGUUGGAAAGUGGCUCUAUACCCGAUGCUGCUAUGAUACAUGCUGCACGUAAGAGAAGACAAAAGGCUCGGGAACAAGGUGAUUUCAUAACCAUAGAGGAACCUAAGGUAGAAACUAAAAAGGGCAGUCGCUUAGCCAGAGAAGAUAUAGAGGGCGAUAAUUCAGAUGAUGAGGAACGAGUAGAUAUGAAUGCUAUAACCGGCAUAAAGGAACGUGAAGAAAGACGUGAAAAAUUCUAUGCUGUUGAAAAAGAUUAUUCUGAUGAAGAUUCAGAUUGUGAAACCCACGAAUGGGAAAAUCAACAGAUACGUAAAGGUGUAACAGGUGCUCAAUUGGUUAAUGCUCAACAUGAAUCGGUUCUAUCACGUUUCAUGAUUAAAUCAAAUAUGGAAAAUGCUUUAGAAGCUCCACCACAACCAGAGUCUACAUCCUCAUUACUGGAGCAGGCCUAUGCUAAAUGUACAUUGGAAAAGCCUCAACAAGUCUUAAGUGCCAAUAAACCGAAGAAGGAUAAAACAAAAGCAACCGCUUUAAGAUCCCCACAAGAAAUACGAGAUGCUAUAGGAGAACGUUUGAACAAGUUAAAGGAACUUAACAGCAAUCAUUUGGAAGAUAUCGAAAGAAUAGGUAGAGAAAUGCAAGCCAUGAAAUUAGAGGAAAUGGAUUGUAAGCAGAAAGCUCCUACAGCAGCUGCAAAAUAUAGAUUUUACCAGGAAAUUAAGUGCUAUGUUACGGAUUUAAUAGAUUGUCUCAAUGAAAAGACACCAAUAAUAACGGAUUUAGAAAAACGUUGCCUACAAUUCUUUGGCAAACAUCAGAUGUUCUUAACCGAUCGCCGAAGACAGGAUGUACGUGAUCAAGCUAAAGAAAUGGCUGAGGCAGCUAAACCUUCUGCCACACGCCGUGGUGCUGAAUAUGAUGAACAGGUUCGCCGUGCUGCCGAACGUGAGGGCAGACGUACUAGACGUCGCUGUGAACGCGAAAAACAGGAUAUGUUAAGCUCACAUUUAGAUGGCAUGUCUUCGGAUGAGGAAACAUCUGAUCGUUAUCAAGAAUUAUUUCAAAAUGAAUUGGAGGAACUUAUUAAAGAGGGCUUAGAAGUAAUGGACGACGUUACCGAUGAAUUUUGUAAAAUUGAAAUAAUUUUAACAAAAUUCUAUGCUUGGCGUAAAACUGAUAUGCCUUCAUAUAAAGAUGCUUUUGUUAGUUUAUGUUUGCCUAAGAUACUUGGUCCUCUGAUAAGACUAGAAAUGUUGACCUGGUCUCCAUUGAUGGCAGAUUUUAAAGAUAUUGAAAAACUCAAUUGGUAUUCAGCUGCCAUGUUGUAUGCCUGGAGUGAAGACGAAACAGAGGAGGUACUUAAGCAAGAUCCUGAUGUUAAUUUGGUGCCCACAUUGUUAGAGAAAAUAAUACUACCCAAAUUAAUAGAUAUCGUAACACAUUGUUGGGAUCCUUUAUCUACUACACAAACAUUACGUUUAAUUGGUUUCAUAAAUCGUUUGGGUAGAGAUUUUCCUUUAAAAGAAGAUGGCAAAACACUGCAGCAGUUGUUUAAUGCAAUUUUGGAGAAAAUGAAAUUGGCUUUAGAAAAUGAUGUUUUUAUACCCAUAUUUCCCAAACAGGUGCAAGAAAACAAGACUUCAUUCUUUCAGCGUCAAUUUUGCAGUGGUUUAAAACUGUUUCGUAAUUUCUUGUCAUGGCAGGGCAUUAUAGCCGAUAAACCUUUAAGGGAAAUGGCUAUAGGAUCUCUACUUAAUCGUUAUUUAUUAUUAGCUAUGAGGGUUUGCACACCCAAUGAUGCUAUAAGCAAAGCUUAUAUUAUUGUUAAUACUUUACCGACCGCCUGGCUACAGCCAGAUUCUGAAUGUUUAAAAAAUCUACAAUUACUUAUCACCUACAUUAAACAGACUUUAGAAUCAUGUGAUGCUAAUAAUCCCUUAUUCAUGCAAACCAGUGAUAAAGCCAAACAAAUCUUACAAAGACUUCAUAGUAAUAAUUAAUUUAUCCAAUGAUUUACUAAAUUAUGAAAUGCAUUUUUCCAUCAUUAAAUGAAAAACAUAACUUUAACGAAAAAAAA